AUGUCGCAUCCAGCGGCCUCCGUCUACGUCUGCGCCCGCAGGCGCGGCGUCCACGAUCUCCUCUUUCUCGUCGUCGAUUCCGAAUCGGCCCUGGUCCUCUCGGCCGAGGGCAUCGAGUCCGCCGCCCAGGCCGACGCGCCCUCGCAAGAGGCCAACGCCAUCGACCUCUUCGAUGCCGACCUGCUGCGCCUCUCCCCGAGCCACGACGCAGAGGACCAGCUGGCGCAGGCGGGCAUCUGCCUGCGCGGCAGCCUCCAUCGGAUCGGAGCCACCAGCCUGCCCUCGCAGCAGUGCGCAGACGCGCUGCGCAUGAUCAUCACGUCUCUCCCAAGCCACGAACGCGCAGACUCGAGGCAGAUCCACAACGCCUGGCUUCUCCCGGUCGUCGACCUUGGUCCCGCCUGGGGCGCCGGCGCGGAUGCGUGGCUCUUCUGCGAACAGGUCUAUCACGACUCGUUGUCCCGGCUCGGCAAGGCGCCAGCCCCGACAGCCCACGCAUUGCCCGAGGGCGAAGGGUACGAAGCGGCCUACGCCCUGGAUGCGGUGCACGCGGACCCCUUUGCCGACGACUCCAAGAGCAGCUCUGGCCCCUCGGCAGCCGCUGCGCCGUCGUCGUCGGCGGCGGGCUUCCCUCCGGAGAAGCGAUCGAACCCGGACUAUGGGGCCUCGCAGGCCGACCCGCCAACCUACGCCAGCUCCACGCGCAGCGCCGGCUUGGCGUCCAAGGGCAAGCAGCCCGAGCAGAGCCACCACGCCCAGCUUCGCGGCCCGCCGCAAGGGACGGCCUACCCGCCGGAAAAAUCUGCCGCCCGGUCCUCGUCAGGCGGUCCGGCGGCAGAGCUACGUUCCCUGCCGGCCGCCCACGCCGAGGCCUCGCGCAGCCUCGACUCUCCCGGCGCCAUGAGCCCAGAGGCGACGAGGCUCGAGCUCGGCUCGCACGGCAAGCUCGACCUGACUCUGCCCAACGAGCCCCUCUCUGCGGAUCCGUUCGACGACGCGCACGCCGGGCCCUCGUCGUCGUGGUCGUCGUCGGCCCGGGCCCACUUUGAAGAGUCUCCGCCGGCCUACGCCAGCCAUGCGAUCCGCACCGACCUGCUGCAGGACGAGAAGCCGCUGCCGGCCAUCCCGCAGCUCUCUGCGCUCUCGCUGGGCGCCGUCGACGAUGCGGUGCCGCGGCUGAGCAUCGUCAUCCACAUUGUCGGAUCGCGGGGCGACGUCGCGCCCUUCCUCCCCAUCGCCGAGAAGCUGGCCUGCCGCGGCCACCGCGUCCGCAUCGCCACGCACGCCAAGUUCAAGCCGCUCGUCCUGCGCCGCGCCGCCGCCCGCAGCAUCGAGGAAGGCCAGGGCGGCAGCAUCGAGUUUUUCAACCUGGGCGCGGACCCCGAAAAGCUGAUGGCCUUCAUGGUCAAGAACGGCGGCCUGAUCCCGUCGGUCUCGUCGGUCGCCGCGGGCGACAUCCAGGCCAACCGGCACGAGCUGGCCGAGCUCAUCGACGGCGCCUUUGCCAGCUGCCGCGAGCCCAACGAGGACACCGGGCUGCCGUUCGUGGCCGACGCCAUCAUCGCCAACCCGCCCAGCUUUGCCUCGCUCCACUGCGCCGAGAUCUUCAACGUGCCGCUCAACAUCAUGUUUACCAUGCCGUGGUCAAAGACGUCUGCGUUUGCGCACCCCUUCACCACGGUCGGCAGCGUCAAGGGCGACGCCCAGCUGAGGCGCAACCGGCUCAGCUACGACGCCGUCGCCCGGCUCACCUGGCUGGGCUACGCGGACCUCAUUGGAAAGAAGCGCAAGCAGCUGCAGCAGCCCGAGAGCAGCUUUGUUAAGAUCUCCAAGACGAUCAACAGCGACGCCGUGCCGCACACGUAUUGCUUCAGCCCCAGCCUGCUGCCCAAGCCCAAGGACUGGGGCGACUGGAUCGACGUCGUCGGCUUCAGCUUUGAAAACUCAUCGACCAGUAACUCCGACUACGAGCCGUCGGAUGACCUCGAGCGCUUCCUGCGCGAGGGCCCCGCCCCGAUCUAUGUGGGUUUCGGCUCGAUUGUCGGGUUCGACAUGAAACACCUCUAUUCGAUCAUCCUGCAGGCGGCGGCUCGCGGCGGCCACCGGGUGAUUGUGUGCCAGGGCUGGACGGACCUGCAGCUGCCGAGCAGCCACGAUGUCAUGGUGAUCAAGGAGUGCCCGCACGACUGGCUGUUUCCGCGCUGCUCGGCCGUCAUCCACCACGGCGGUGCCGGGACGACGUCGAUGGGCCUGCGGUACGGCCUGCCCACCCUGAUCCUGUCGUUUUUCGGCGACCAGUCGUUCUGGGGCCAGGUCGUGUACAACGCCGGCGCCGGGCCCAUCUCGAUCCCGGCCAAGGACGCCUCGCUCAGCUUCCUCGAGGAGGCCCUCGCCACGCUUGCCCAGGACCCGACGCGCCAGGCCGCGGGCCGGCUGCGCGAUGCCAUCGCCCAGGAGGACGGGUCGGAAGCGGCGGUGCAGAGCUUCCUGCGGCACCUGCCCGCCGACAUCCAGCCCAGCGACCUGGGCAGCCGCCUCCGGGCUCAGUACAUCCACGCUCCGACGGGCCUCAAGCUGUCCGGCCUCGAGGCGGCCACCCUGACGGCCCAUGGGCGCGUCUCGCAGGCCGAUCUGCAAGAGGUUGCGGUCAAGAGGUUCGACCUGGUCGACGAGAUCCAGGGCAGCUUCAACUUUGUCGGCAAGGCGGCCGAGAGCAUCUACGCGGGCUUUGCCGGAAGCAUCCGGCAUCCGAUCGAGGGCUACAAGCAGGGCCACCUGGUCCGCGGCGUCGGCAAGGGCCUCGGCGGACUCGUGGCCGAACCGUCGAAAGGGGCGAUCCACGUGCUCAACGACCUGUCGACGUGCCUGGCACGGACGCAGCGCCUGUACGACCCGACGUUUAAGCCGCCGGGCAAGAUCACGGGCAUCAAGUCUGGCGCAAAGGAAGGCUUCAAGUCGUGGGGGCUCAACUCGUGGGGCGCCAUCACCGACAUGGUGACCAAGCCCGUCGAGCUGGGCAUGAAGGAAGGGGCGCUGGGUGCGGCAAAGGGGCUGGCGAUUGGCAUCGUCAAUGUGCCCGUCAAGCUGACGGCGGGCAGCCUGGACCUGCUGGUGCUGCCGACGAGGGGCGCCGUCAAGAGCAUCCAGAAGCAGCGCACCAAGAAGAAGCACGCCAAGAGCCUCGACGAGCUGGCCGAGGUGCGCAGCGACGCCGGAUCGUCGACGAGCAACUUUUACGCCGACGGCCAUCGGUCCACGGUGGCCUCGCCGUCGCCGCGCGAGUCGCAGGCGGACCUGCACCGCUCCGCGCCCCACUACGACGACGCUAAAAGGGGCGGCGGCGGCGGGGCGCCGGCACAGAGGGAGCAAGAAAGAUGCAUGUAG
Messenger RNA from Pseudozyma flocculosa PF-1, 3384 nucleotides. RefSeq lists its product as uncharacterized. Lineage: Eukaryota; Fungi; Basidiomycota; Ustilaginomycetes; Ustilaginales; Ustilaginaceae. Gene Ontology annotation, biological process: carbohydrate metabolic process. The record is from RefSeq and is a predicted model, not a curated record. The transcript is spliced from 10 exons. Bases 1 to 3384 code for a protein of 1127 amino acids. Gene Ontology annotation, molecular function: UDP-glycosyltransferase activity; hexosyltransferase activity.